Molecule: messenger RNA, 5327 nt
Organism: Mus musculus (house mouse)
Lineage: Eukaryota; Metazoa; Chordata; Mammalia; Rodentia; Muridae
Gene: Tmem8b
Product: transmembrane protein 8B
Exons: 13
Coding region: 230-2767 (845 amino acids)
Cellular component (GO): plasma membrane; mitochondrion; nucleus
Source: RefSeq, a predicted model, not a curated record
AGCGUCACGCCGCGGCCGCCGCGGGGCCUGGUUAACGCCGGUUCAGCGCAGCCCGGAGUCGCCCAGGCCUGAACUCCUCCCCAGGUCCCGGCCCCGGCCCCGGCCCCGGCCCCAGCCCCGAGCCCGCGAGGACGCCAGAGGCCACCCCCCGGGGGUGGGGAGCGGAGCCGCGGGUCAGCUCUACGAGCGUCCCGUGCUGGCCUGGCCGGCCCCGCCCCCGCCCCGGGCCAUGGCCCAGCCCUUGUCCCGGCCCCUCAUCCUAUCCCAAUUUCAGCCUUGGCCUCCGGCCACGCCCUCGCCCCGCUUCCCAAACCUGUCCAGGCCCCGGCCGGUGUCCCAGCGAAUGUCCAGGUCCAGGUCCCCGCUUCAACCCCGGUCCCUGCCCCCAGCCUGGCCGCUAUCUCCGCCUCGGCCCUUGUUCCACCCCUUGUCACAAUUCCCAGCCCAGCAUCUGACCCUGUCCCAUUCCCCGCGUUUGCUUAAGCCCCUGGCCCAGCCACAGCCCUUGCUUCAAUCUCCAUCACACCCACUCCUUCCAUCACACCUUCUGCCCUUGUUUGAGCCCCGGUGCUCAGUUCAGCGCCACCCAAAAAAAGCCCAGUCUUUGCCCCCAUCUCUAUGUUUGCCCAAGUCUCUUCCACUGGGUCCCCGCCUCUCUCAUACUCUACCCCUCUCCCAGCCUCGACUCAGGUCUGGGCUCCAGCUGCCACCAGCCCUAUUGCUGCUGUUGCUGUUUUCUGUCCUUGGUCCAGGGGCUGGAGGCCUGUUCCUGACUGAUUACUCCACCUGCUCGCCCCGCAAGCUCAGCCCCUUUCGCUCCUUUGCCAGUACGGAGCUCUUCCACUUCCACGUUCCUGAGGACACGUUCCUGGCUGUUUGGAACCUCAUCAUCUUCAAGGAGCAGGGAGGAACCUUUGGGGACCACUGCCCAGACCAAAGCGUGACUGUGUAUUUCCGCUCUGGAGCACCUCCCGUCAUCAAUCCGCUGCACACACACUUCCCAGCAGACACGGCUGUGCCUGGGGUUUUCUCACUGACCCUCAGCUGGACACUGCCCAACAGAACCUCAGGCAUCUUCAACGUUAGCAGCCCCUUACCUGGGGACUGGUUCUUGGCUGCCCACCUUCCCCAAGCCCAUGGCCACAUCUCUGUCAAGGGUCUCCAGGAUGAAUGUCAGUACCUGCUUCAGCCACAACUGAUUGUCCGACGACUGCUGGAUGUGGCUGUACUGGUUCCUGGCCGUCCCUCAGAGCAAACCCUUUCCUCCCAUAAUCGUUCAGCCUUGUACAAGGUCUUUGUGCCAAGCUUCACCUACAGGGUUUCAGCCCAGCUGGUGUGUGUAGGGGGUCGAGGGGCAUCUGUCUGUCCCCUGACACUGCGCCUACGUCCCAAGGCUCCACCCCUACACAACUCAAGCUCUGUGGCCUGUGGAGGUGCCUCAGUAUGCCAGCUGGAGUUGGCCUUGCCCCCCUGGGGCCACUGGGUCUAUGUGCGUGUGGAGACGCCAUCCCGUGGUCCUGGCAGGACCAUCAGCUUCCAGCUCUGUGUGCGGUUACAAGAGUGUCCACAACCCAGCCUGUCCCGUGCCUUGGUCCCUGGGGCUGCCAUGAACAUGCCCCAGUCACUAGGCACCCAGCCACUGCCUCCGGAGCCACCAUCCCUGGGGACUCCUAUAGAAGGGUCUGGAGCCAUAGCACCCACUGAGCACUGCUGGCCAGUGCGUCCGACUCUGCGCAAUGAGCUGGAUACCUUCUCUGUCCACUUCUACAUCUUUUUUGGUCCCAGCGUGGCCCUUCCACCUGAGCGCCCAGCUGUAUUUGCCCUGAGGCUGUUGCCGGUGCUGGACAGCGGGGGCGUCCUUAGCCUGGAGCUCCAGCUCAAUGCGAGCUCUCUGCGCCAGGAAAAUGUAACAGUAUUCGGAUGCCUGACUCAUGAGGUGCCCUUGAGCCUGGGGGAUGCUGCUGUGACCUGUUCCAAAGAGUCCCUGGCAGGCUUCCUUCUCUCGGUCAGUGCCACCUCCAGAGUGGCCAGGCUUCGAAUCCCAUUCCCACAGACGGGGACCUGGUUCCUGACCCUCCGUUCUCUGUGCGGGGUGGGACCUCGGUUUGUGCGGUGCCGCAAUGCAACGGCAGAAGUGCGGCUGCGUACCUUCUUGUCCCCAUGUGUGGAUGACUGUGGGCCCUAUGGCCAGUGCAAACUGCUGCGCACCCACAACUACCUGUACGCGGCCUGCGAGUGCAAGGCUGGGUGGCGGGGCUGGGGUUGCACAGACAGUGCCGACGCGCUCACCUAUGGAUUCCAGCUGCUGUCCACACUCCUCCUCUGCCUGAGCAACCUCAUGUUUUUGCCACCUGUGGUCCUGGCCAUUCGGAGCCGAUACGUGCUGGAAGCUGCCGUCUACACCUUCACCAUGUUCUUCUCCACGUUCUAUCAUGCCUGUGACCAGCCAGGCAUUGUGGUUUUCUGUAUCAUGGACUAUGAUGUACUUCAGUUCUGUGAUUUCCUGGGCUCCUUAAUGUCCGUGUGGGUCACCGUCAUAGCCAUGGCUCGUCUGCAGCCUGUGAUCAAGCAGGUGCUGUAUCUGCUCGGGGCUAUGCUGCUGUCUAUGGCUCUGCAGCUUGACCGGCAUGGACUCUGGAAUCUGCUGGGACCCAGUCUCUUUGCCCUCGGGAUCUUGGCCACAGCUUGGUUCGCAGCGUCCGGCGCCGGCACUGUUACCCACCGACAUGGCGCCGCUGGCUUUUCUACCUGUGUCCCGGCAGCCUGAUUGCUGGCAGUGCCGUUCUACUGUAUGCUUUCGUGGAGACUCGGGACAACUACUUCUACAUUCACAGCAUUUGGCACAUGCUCAUUGCUGGCAGUGUGGGCUUCCUGCUGCCUCCCCGUGCCAAGACUGACCGCCGGGUCCCUUCUGGAGCCCGGGCCAGGGGCUGCGGUUACCAGCUGUGCAUCAAUGAACAGGAGGAGCUGGGACUUGUGGGCCCAGGAGGGACCACUGUCAGCAGCAUCUGUGUCAGCUGAGAGGGGCUUUGGGCCAAGCUCUAAGGGGACAUGAACCCUGCCUAGGGUUCCUCCUGGGGCUGUGGAGCCCACCUAGGUACAGGGACAAGUAGUGUUUCUUAAUGACACAGUCUUUCUCAAGGAUGACUGUUUUCAGGGAGCAGGAGGCUUUCCUAAGACAUGGAGAAUUUCUUAAGAGCCUAGAGUCCUCCUGUGCUUAUGGAGUCCUUCUUAAGGAUGAGCUAUGCAGGACACUGCGCCCCUGAGGACCAGGGAAUCCCUAGGGGUGUGGAGCUCUUCCCAGGGAUAGGGAACCCUCCUACAGACAUGAGAUACUUCCCAAGGAGACAAAAUGUCAUCAGUGCAGAGGGAAAAGGGGUCGAUCCUGGAGAAACAAGUCACGGGAUUUUUCCAGUGGCUUAGCAGUGCUGGGCAGAAGGGCUGCAGGAGAGAGAGAGGGAGAGAGGGAGAGAGGGGGAGAGAGUGAGCCGGGACUGCUAGGCAGCUGGCGUCCUCAUGUGGUACAGCGGAGCCUGCUAUGUCUCCAGUGAAGUGUGUACUGAGUCUGUGCUGCCUUUUUUCCCUUGUUGGGGGUCAGGGUGUGGGAAAAUGGGGCGAGAGGGACACUGAGGAAAUCCUGAGAGUGACAGGGACCUUCCUGGAGACGAUGCUGGAAGCUACUGUCUGGUUUCUGCCCCGUGGCUUGUACACCAGUAUCCCUCUCAUCUGGUCCCUGUGUUUAAUUCCAAAUACUCCCCAAUGCCCAUUUCCCAAUUGCUAUGGAUCCUAGUCUGGAGUAGCGAAGAUGGGUGUGUGCAUCUGUGUGUGCGUGUGCUUGCUGUGUAUAUACAGAGAUGAAUUAGUGAGACAGACUCCCCAUGACGCCUACACCCACAGAGAAGGAAGCUGAAGUGCCAGGAAAUUAGAGUAACAGGUACAAAUUUCAGCAUCGAAGGCACCACAAGAAUGGAACUAUUUUAAGCUUCCAUUUUUUUUUCUUGCAUGCCAGAAAUAAUCUUGUAUAAAUUGAGAUUUUUUUCUUUGUGUGUGUGUGAGUGAGUGUGUGUGUGUGUGUGUGUGUGUGUGUGUGUGUGUGAGAGAGAGAGAAAGAGAGAGAGAGAGAGAGAGAGAGAGAGAGAGAGAGAGAGAGAGAGAGAGAGAGAGAGAGAGGAGAGAGAGAAAGGAGGAAAGAGAGAGAGGCUCUCACUAUGUAUAUAGUUUGUUCUGGCUCAGAUCUCAUGUUCCUCUGGGUCCUGGAGUUACAGACAUGGGUGCCAUACCUGGCAGCUGGACUUGUUCUUUCCCCAUGGGGUCAUAGCUGAGUUUUGAGGGUCUUGUCUUACACUGAGAUACGAGAACAUUCUUUCUGGUCCCCAGUAUCCAUACUUUAUCAUCUUACAAGAGUUCAGUCACCCCAGCUGGCUCCCAGUCUGCAGUCAGACAGGCUGCUAAAUGCUGAGAGGCUUCGUGUUCUGUCUGCUUAGCCCCGAGUUCCUGCACCCCAGGUCUGUGCCACAUGGAUGUUCUUGAAUGGCUACCCAGACACAGCAUGAAGCCGCUUUUCUUCUGGAGUCCUGUGCUAGGUUUUACUUGAUAAGGCAAAAGAUGAGUUGUUUUUUCUUUUAAGCUCCGUAGAUGGAGCCAGGGGCUCUGCUCCUGUCUCUUUAGCAACCUGGGACAGUGCUCGCACCUUCUCCCCUCCUCCCCACUCCCACUUGUCAGACUGGAGAAGGAGCCAGCCUCACAUUUCCCCCAAUUCUUCUCUCUGUGCCUUAAGUCCUUUCUACUCUCUUCACAACCCAGGCCUUUGAAGCCCAAAGCCUAGAAAAUACCAUUUUAUUCUUUACUCUCUGUAAUAAAAUCUCUUCCUGAGGCACUGAGUACUGAAUAAAGUAGCUGACUGAUUGGCCAGGAGUGAGGGUAUACAGGCUGGGUGUCUCUUCCUGUAUUAAAAGUGCUAUUCUUGGGCCAGGUAUGGUGGUGCAUGCCUUUAACCCCAGCAUUCUGGGGCUAGGAGCUGGUGAGUUAAUGUGAGUGAGAGCCAGCCAAGGUUACAUAGACCCUCUCUUAAAGAAAAAUAAAGUAAAAGAAAAUAAAAUGGCUGAAGAAAUGGCCCAGCAAUUACGAGCAUGCAUUGCUGUUCCAGAGGACCCGAGUUCAAUUCCCUGUAUCCUGUUACCAGCUAAGAUGCCUGUAACCACAGCUCCAGGGGAUACACUACCUCUGGGCUCCAUGGGUACCUCUCCACACAAGUGGUGUACACUCACACAGACACAAACACACAUACACAUGAUUAAAAAUAAUAAAUUUUUUUCAGAAAGAAGAAA